Molecule: messenger RNA, 3745 nt
Organism: Tauraco erythrolophus (red-crested turaco)
Lineage: Eukaryota; Metazoa; Chordata; Aves; Musophagiformes; Musophagidae
Source: RefSeq, a predicted model, not a curated record
AUAUAAGCUGACUCAAGGGAGUAAAUUCUCGCCAGAGGAAGACUUCACACCUCCGUUUCCCACAAGGACGGACAGCGGGAACAUCGCGGGUCCCGCCUGCGCCCCAGGGGAGAUCCAGCCCGGCGUGGCCCCUGGCGGGCCCUCCCCGCCGGCCGAGGGGUGGCAGCCAGCGCUGCCGCUCUCUCCGCUAGCGGGAGCCUCGUUGCUUGGUUACGGAGCGCGUCCUUCCCGGCCUGCCGGCUCCAGAGGCAGCGGCGGCGGCUCUUCCUGGGACUGCGGGCCCGGCUCGUCGUCCCCAGGGCUGCUAGCGCCGUGCGGGAGGAGACCAGCGGCCCUCCUGCGUGGGGCCCGUGUCGGUGCGUGGCGGGAGUGCUGCCCCGGCCCCUGUUUCGUGCCGGCGGCCCGGCCGUGGGCUAUCAGCUGCCAGGCUGCGAGGCCCUUUUCUGAGGGGAGGGAGGCCCUUUGCCUGCUCGAGAGGGAGAAAGGGCUUGGAGAGGUCACUGUUUUUUUGGAGCUUCUGUCCAACUCCCGGUUAAUGCUCCCGAAGACAGAAAUGGUUCUGUUGUUUCCUCAGAAAGUAAGGAUAUCUUCUGAAGUAAGAGACAUGAAAAAACAAACUCCUGAUCUCAGGGUGAUGGCUCAAAGAAAUAAAUCUGUGGAAGAAGAUGGUGCUGACAAAAAUCAGAGAAGUUGCUCCGAAAAAGUUCACAGAGAAAAUGCCACUUGUGGUCAUGAAAGCACAGUUGUAAAACUGCCAGUAAUAGCAUCUUUUGCAGGUACUACUAAAAAAAUUGUAAUGGUCAAGCACCCAGCACCACUUCAGAAGCCAAGUUACUCCAGGUCUAAUUUUCAUAUUAAAAGCUCCCCUAUCUCAUUAGAAAAGACAAAAACUGUUAGUAAAGCAAAGAAUAGAGUGCGUAUGCUACAGACGGAUUCCCAGAAUUUAAAAAGAGAUAAAACUGAAGAAAUGGAUACUGUGAUGAAAGAUAGUGAUGAAAUUAGCUCUACAGAUUCUGAUACAAGUAAAAACAUUUCAGGAAAGGGAAAAAUAACCAGGGAAAGCUGUAAGGAGAGAAGCAGAGUCAUUUCAAAAGCAAAGCAAAAAGAUUUAGAUGUUGAAUUGAGAAGAGUGCUGAGAAAAGGAAGCAAGCAGCCAAGUGUGAGGUCUGCUCGAGAACAGUUGGAAGAGGCAAGAGAUGUGACUAGACCAGACACUUCAAAAAUAUACAAGAAGAACUUCCAGCAGAGCAAACCUGAAGAGCCUACUUCCACACCAGCAUUGCCUGUGAAAGUGGUUGCAAGGUCUAUUGAUGAAAUAAUUGCUUCCCUGCAGUCUACUUCUCCAUCUCCCUCAGACCAGACGAUCAAAGAACUCCUGGAGAGUGUUCUUGGCCAGAACUACAACAUAAAAAUGGAAAAGACACCAGUAGUUCAGAAAGAAUCCCAAGCAGCAGAAAAUGAAUCUCGGCCUAAAGAUGAGCUGUUAACAUAUAAAAAGCAGGUGAACCAGGAUAGCCAUGAACCAAAGAUGCACACAGCUUACCCUGAAGAGCUAAGAGACAGGGGAGCAGUGAAAGUGAGUCACAAGGUGACAGAAAUUUGUUAUGAAGGAGUUCCUAUUUCAGAGCAGUUCCAGAAAAAUCGGACAGAUGGAAUUCACUUUCUUCCGUCCCAUACAUCAAAAAGCGUAACUGAAUGCCAAAAAGUAGUUGAAUGCUGUCCUAAAAAGCCAGAACUGCAACUGUUAGGACAGAAGAGCCAUAGUAUUGAGGAUGUUGUAUUUGAAGACUUUUUCGCUGAUCAUGAAGAAGAGUUAGAAGCUGAGCAAGAUGAGAAUGAUUUAUAUGAUUAUGGACUGGUGUGUAUUACGACAAGUUUGAUUAAAAGAUCAGUCUCAGCUCUGGAGAUGACUGCUUUCAAAGAUGAAACUACGUUAAAUAUGUCAGCUAAUUUCAAAACCAGCAUGCAAGAGUUGAAGGUUAUGAAGCAAUGGAUAGCUGAGCCAGAGGUUGAGACAGAGAUCGGGAAAAGCUCCCCUACCAAGCAUCUAUUGAAUCAAAUCUGUGAUGAUCCUCAGUCAAUGCAGACAGACAUACCAGUAGAAAAAACGCCUACUUUGACUGGACAAGAGGAUAGCAAGAAUGACAUUCUUCUUGUGGAGUCUGUGUCUCUGGGAAGGCUUCCUAUUCAUGAUACAUUCAGUAUCAAAGUGUCUUCAGCAAUCAAACAAUAUCAGAGCCCCAGCAUCCCUUGUUUGUUAGAUUUUGAAAAGUUUGCAGAAGUGAGAGGUGGAAUUCCAAAAGAAAUUUCUGCCCGCAUGUGGGUCAGUGGAAUAUGGAACUGCUGGUUUGAUGAAACUUUCCCUCCUUCUGAGACUGCUUCUGGGGAGGAUACUGAAUUACAAAAAGGAACUAAGAUGGUGGACUCUCAAGAAGCAAAUCUACAAAUAGAACUAGUUGACUCACUACAACCUGUUCUUCUUGAAGGUGCAACAGUUAGUAUUGAAGAUUUAGAAAAAGAAGUAAGAAGACUGACUGAGCUAAUAGAAAAGGAAGAGCAUCCUUCGGCUUUUCACUACUGCAGGCGUGGAGCAAUACAAAGAAAGUUAGGCAAGUUAAAGUCAGCUAUGGAUGACCUGGAAAAAGCUAUAAGCUUAGAACCACUACUGCUUAAUGCUUACUGGCAUAGACAUUUGAUUUACCUCUUUCAAGACAGAAUUUCUGCUGCUUUGGAUGACCUGAAUUUUAUAACUGAAAGGAGCAAAAAUAAUACAGAUGCGUACCUGUCAAUGGCUGAAAUUUAUAGGAAACGAGGUGAUAAUACGUUAGCAACCAUCAGUUAUAGCUCUGCAAUACGAUACAGCCCUACAAAUGAUGACAUUUAUUUUAGGAGAGCUGAGUUGUAUUUUGAGGAAAAUCAAUUAUUAUUGGCCAUGGAUGAUUACGCCAAAUGUUUUCAGUAUAACCCAAAAAGGACAGAUGCUCUUAUGAAACAUGGAAUACAUUUCUUUGAUUGUUCAGUUUUGACUACAGCUAUUCAGGAUUUUACAGCUGUGAUUAAGGAAGACCCCAGCAAUGCUCAGGCGAGGCUGUAUCGAGGAAGAGCAUAUGCUAAGCAGCAGCAGUAUAGAAAUGCAAUGCAAGACUUAGCAGCAGCGAUUCGUCUAGACCCUUCUUGUUGGUUAGCAUUCUACUAUAGAGGUUGCAUACUACGACAGAUUGAUCCAAAAAGAGCUGUGCAGGACUUCAGUGUUUCUGUACUCAUCAAUGACACUCAGGAAAAUUUCGGUUCUUUUCUUCAUCGUGGGAUUGUUUACUCAGAACAGUGUCAAUGGUCACUUGCAAUCUGUGACUUUGAAAACGUUCUGGCUUUGAACAGCUCUGUCAUCUUUGCUUACCUAAAUAUUGGUUUGAUACUACUGUUGCAUCUUGAUCAAUAUUACGAAGCUAUUCAACAGUUUACUAAUGCCAUUGAAAUCGAUCCUCUCAAUGUUCGAGCCUACGUAUGUAGAGCACAAGCGUAUCAUAAGAGUCAUGAUUUACCAAAUGCUGUGAAGGAUAUAAACCGAGCCAUUCAUCUUUAUCCAAAUAAAUCACAACUUUACAUAUUAAGUAAAUAUGUUUCAGUUGUUCCUUUGCUAAAAGACUCAACGCAGAAACUAGAAACAUUUGGAAUAUCAGAAUUUGUGGCUGGACACAAGGUGCCCGUCAAAGCUUCUCAGAUGGACAGGGGAGAGAAAAUAUAA